Molecule: messenger RNA, 1793 nt
Organism: Nannospalax galili (Upper Galilee mountains blind mole rat)
Lineage: Eukaryota; Metazoa; Chordata; Mammalia; Rodentia; Spalacidae
Gene: Ass1
Product: argininosuccinate synthase 1
Exons: 17
Coding region: 316-1554 (412 amino acids)
Biological process (GO): L-arginine biosynthetic process; urea cycle
Cellular component (GO): cytoplasm
Molecular function (GO): ATP binding; argininosuccinate synthase activity
Source: RefSeq, a predicted model, not a curated record
CCGGGAUGCGAGCCUCUCCCAGCCCUGAUCCGUCGCCUGCCACCGCCGCCUGGGCGCAUUGGAGGACCAACUGCUCCCCCAGUGUUCCCCCCGUGAAAUGGGGCUGUCAGCCAGGGCAAGAGCAGACCUGCAUUUUCCCUGGGGUAGACCAGGAAAGUCCUGGCUUUGAUCCCUCCCUUUGCAGUUCCACACCUGGCCAGUGACAGUGAGCAGAGUGGUUCACCCAGCAGGGAAGACUGACUCCGGACUCCAGGAACCCAUACCUGCAAAGAGAGACCCAGAUACCAGGAACCAGUACCUGCAAUCCUAGACGAGAUGUCCAGCAAGGGGUCCGUGGUUCUGGCCUACAGUGGUGGCCUUGACACUUCCUGUAUCCUGGUAUGGCUGAAGGAGCAAGGCUAUGAUGUCAUUGCCUACCUGGCCAACAUCGGCCAGAAGGAAGACUUUGAAGAAGCUAGGAAGAAGGCACUGAAGCUCGGGGCCAAAAAGGUGUUCAUAGAGGAUGUGAGCAAGGAGUUUGUGGAGGAGUUCAUCUGGCCUGCUGUCCAGUCCAGUGCACUCUAUGAGGACCGCUACCUCUUGGGUACCUCUCUCGCCAGGCCCUGCAUCGCCCGCAAACAGGUGGAAAUUGCCCAGCGUGAGGGGGCCAAGUAUGUGUCUCACGGUGCCACAGGAAAGGGGAAUGACCAGGUCCGCUUUGAGCUCACGUGCUACUCCCUGGCCCCCCAGAUUAAGGUCAUUGCCCCCUGGAGGAUGCCUGAGUUUUACAACCGGUUCAAGGGCCGCAAUGAUUUGAUGGAGUAUGCAAAGCAACAUGGAAUCCCCAUCCCGGUCACACCCAAGAGCCCCUGGAGCAUGGAUGAAAACCUUAUGCACAUCAGCUAUGAAGCCGGAAUCCUGGAGAACCCCAAGAAUCAAGCUCCUCCGGGUCUCUAUACAAAGACCCAGGACCCCGCCAAAGCACCCAACACCCCCGAUGUCCUUGAGAUAGAAUUCAAAAAAGGGGUCCCAGUGAAAGUGACCAAUGUCAAGGAUGGCACCACCCACCACACCUCCUUGGAACUCUUCUUGUACCUGAAUGAAGUCGCGGGCAAGCAUGGAGUGGGCCGUAUCGACAUUGUGGAGAACCGCUUCAUUGGAAUGAAGUCCCGGGGUAUCUACGAGACCCCAGCAGGGACCAUCCUUUACCACGCUCAUUUAGACAUCGAGGCCUUCACCAUGGAUCGGGAAGUACGCAAAAUCAAGCAGGGCCUCGGCCUCAAAUUCGCAGAGCUCGUGUACACCGGUUUCUGGCACAGCCCCGAGUGUGAAUUUGUCCGCCAUUGCAUCGCCAAGUCCCAGGAGCGUGUGGAGGGGAAGGUGCAGGUGUCUGUCUUCAAGGGCCAAGUGUACAUCCUUGGCCGGGAGUCCCCACUCUCGCUGUACAAUGAGGAGCUGGUGAGCAUGAAUGUGCAGGGUGAUUACGAGCCCAUUGAUGCUACCGGCUUCAUCAACAUCAACUCCCUCAGACUGAAGGAAUACCAUCGCCUUCAGAGCAAGGUCACCGCCAAAUAGACCAGCUGACAAAGAGGAGCUGGGGCCUCCUCACGCUGCAGACCUCCUAGACUUCAGCGCUAAUUGUUGUGAUAAAUUUGUACUUGUGACUUGCUCUUCCCGCACGGCCCAAUCAGGGCUGUGGGCCUCUGGCUUUGUCCCCUGGUCCCCCAUGGCCUGCAGAAGUGGUCCUCGAAGGAAAGGGAUGGGGGGGCAGCUGCAGAAAGAGCUGUAGCAUAACAAUUAAAAAAAAUACAUUA